Molecule: messenger RNA, 2054 nt
Organism: Ictidomys tridecemlineatus (thirteen-lined ground squirrel)
Lineage: Eukaryota; Metazoa; Chordata; Mammalia; Rodentia; Sciuridae
Source: RefSeq, a predicted model, not a curated record
AGUCGGGGACAAUGUUCUCCACUUGGCCCAGCGCCACGGUGUGGACCUGGAAGGAGCCUGUGAAGCCUCUCUGGCGUGCUCCACCUGCCAUGUGUAUGUGAGUGAGGCCCACCUGGAUCUUCUGCCUCCCCCUGAGGAGAGGAGAACUCGCGCCUAGGCUGCCAGAUCGUGCUGACCCCUGAGCUGGAAGGGGCUGAAUUCACCCUGCCCAAGAUCACCAGGAACUUCUAUGUGGAUGGACAUGUCCCCAAGCCCCACUGACAUGGGCAGCAGGACUGUCCCCCACACCACCAUGGCCCCAGGGCCAGGACUUGAAGGAAUAGUCGAGCCGCCAGCCCAGCCCAGCCCGGAGUGCGAACAGGCUGGAGAGAGAUGUCAGGAGCACGGCGAAGGCCAGAGACCAUGCUUGGAGAGAUCACUGUGUCCAGAGUCUGGAGGGGACAGGGCCCCUACUUGGGGUGCCAUCCCCCAGCCCCUAAGAAUGGGAGCGUGAGCAGGGGUGGACUCAAAUUGGAGCUGCAAUAAAACUGUCUCAUAGAUUUCCAGCAUGUCGAGUGUCCUUGGGGGACCCCACAUUCUGCAUCUGCUGGAACCCCAGCUCUCCUGCCGGGCAGCAAGAGAUGACCACUGGGGAUCUGAGGCAGAGCAGGUUGCCCCGGCGGUGAGGCCCCGCCCCUGCAGCUGCGGAGGGAUUUGGAGGGAUAGAGGCUGCCCUUGGCCCUGAGGGGUGUGCAGGUGACCUGAGUAAAGCCAGGAAGGAGAGGCAGCGCUGAGGAGACCCCAGCGGCCCGCCCCACCCAGCUGGGGCUCAUUGCACCCUCGGGCAGCGGCCACAGGGCUUUCCACCCCUUGGUGGUGGGGCGGGGCUGGGGUGUGACUGCCAAGACCCCGACCUGAUGCUGCUGGGAGAGCUCCUGGCGUCUCGCUGUCUGGACGUGGAGCCGCCAAGACCCUCCGCCCAGCAGAAGCCGAGGCCUCCCGGAUGCUUCAGGCUCAGUGGCAGGUCCCUCUGGCCUGGAUGCCAGGACUCCAUCACUGCCCUGGGCUUCCUUCAAGAGACAGAAGAGGGGCUGGCCCUGCCCCCAACUCAGGACCCCCUGGCCCUGGUACCCUGCUGGGGACCAAUGACCCUGGGGACUUUGGACCCCUUAACUAUGGCCAGGAAUUCCAAGAACAUGCAGACCCCAGUCAGCCAGAAGCGCUGCAGCAUGGUGCCCCCUGAGGGUCCUCCAGCCCCACCCCAGAGAAGACCACGCAAACAGCCGCACCCCUGCCGGGGCACUGAGAAAGGGGACCCCACGUUCCAAGGAGUGACUCUGACUUUUGAGUUAAAGCCGGACUGCAGCCUGCAGAUCUUGCCCACCUACAGCAGCCACUCUCAGGGACCACCCUCAAGCCCUGCCAGUGCCCCUGAGCCCAGCCCUGGAGGCAGCGAGGCCCAGGCUCCACGAUGCUGUGCCUCCUGUAGGACCCAGAGGACCCCUCUCUGGAGAGAUGCUGAAGAUGGGACCCCUCUCUGCAAUGCCUGUGGUACAAGAAAUAUGGUACCCGUUGUUCCAGUUGCUGGCUGGUGCCCAGGAAAAGUGUCCAGCCCAAGAAGCUGUGUGGCAGAUGUGGGUUGUCCAUGGACCCCCACCAAGACCCAACUCAGGAAAUGUAAGCCCUUCUUCACUCAAGUGACCUGGUUCUGCCUCAGUUUUCCUAGGGGAAGAAUGGGCAGAACUCCUAGGAGUAAGGAAAGUCAAGCCUGUCUCCUGUCUCUCCCAGGAAGAGUAUCCAGGCUCAGUCCCCAGAUUCCCUGUUUCAUGAGGUCACCCCCCCUGGUUCAGCCCCUUCUCCAGUCGGGCUUGAUUGGACUCCAAAUAAAGGAAACUGUUUCAGCUGUGACUGUUGUUAUUGCUGUUAAUACUUUGAGAAAGCCUGAGCUACUCAGAGCAGUGUGAUUUCGGAAUCCCAUUCUGGGUACUUUCCUUCACUUCUCCCCAUCCUGGGAAGAUGGGGGCAGGUGUUUCAUUGGGGUUGUGAGGAACACACACACACACACACACACACAC